Coregonus clupeaformis (lake whitefish) is the source of this 1759-nucleotide messenger RNA. Its product is annotated as transmembrane protein 263. The record is from RefSeq and is a predicted model, not a curated record. Lineage: Eukaryota; Metazoa; Chordata; Actinopteri; Salmoniformes; Salmonidae. The transcript is spliced from 3 exons. The coding region runs from base 335 to 724 and encodes 129 amino acids.
AGUCUGUUUGAGGUGACGCAAGAUCCGGAGAAAACGAGUGCAGUAGUUGAGGCGCCACGUCGGCAGAACCAACAAGAUACAUCCUAUACUUUCUUAAGGAAAAGUUUUGAAACUGCGAAAGUACGAUUUUACGUGCGUUGAAAUACAGGGCAGCACGCUAUUAAAGUAUAGCUUUGAAUAGAGGAGUUUGGACAAAAGUAAAAAGGCACAGCCUGGAAAUUGCGAUAAGAUUUUCAGGAAAACAAACGAGCGCACCAAUUAUUCGUCUCAGGUGCGUUUUUUAAAAAGACGUAGCAUUCUCUUCUACAAGCGGCCAUCAGAAAAUAUUGGAAACAUGGUGAAGAACGUGAACGCCACCCCAGAGCCCCAGCCUGAAGGUUGUCUCGUGGGAGAAGAACCUGAGUCUACUGAAAGCGAGCCCACAGCAGGUGAAGGGAAGGAGCACCCUGUGACCCAGCCGGGCAUGAUCUGGCGGGUCGGGGGUGGCCUGUUCAGCGCCAGUAAAACUUUGGUGGGAGCCACAGUAGGAGGAGUCGCCUGGCUCGGCGGGAAGAGUCUGGAGUACACAAAAUCAGCAGUUACCUCCGUCCCCUCAAUGAGCGUCAGCCUGGUGAAAGGGGUAGCCGGGGGCGUGUCAUCGGUUGCCGGGGGUGUGUCAUCAGUGGGUUCCACGGUAGCCGGCAAAGUUCCGUUCAAAUCCAAGACAAAGGACAAGGCAGAGUGAGGAGGAGAUGAUGAUGGACACACAACAUGAUGCAUCGCCCCUCCCCCCCUGACUGAGCCAGAAGAGGAAGUGAUGAGAGUUGAGACGAAGCUAGUCGCCAUGUCUUCAAAGUUCAAAGUGGAUAUUUUUCGUUCGUUUUUUAUUUGUUUGUUUGUACAUCACAUUCACUAAGUUGUACCUGGGAAACUUGUUCAGUAGUGCCUUCAGUAGCCUCCCCCUUCUUUCCCGGUUUUGUUUUUGGUCCGUUUCUUUUCUAUGUUUUUGUUAGUGUUGAGGAGGGAGAUUACUGUUUAUUCAGGCCAGUGGUCACAUACGUCCCGCUCUCUGCUCCCCCUUACCGUCCUCCAUUCCCCCUCAAAACACAAAUUCACUGUGCAGUGUGUACAGGGGGUCUUCAUCCAAACCUACAUGGCCCCCUGAAGCCUUAAGACAACAUAAAGUAGUUGUAUAGAGAGGGAGACAGACAGACAUGCUUGGUUGGGUUCUUCUCUUCCACCAUUUAAAGCCUGGUUUGUGGUUUAUAAUGAUGUGCUGGAAUUUUUGUAUGAGCUUCUUUUGUGACCGCUCUCCUAACACAGAACAUAGCUUGUUUCAAAAUGCGACAAUGAACCGUAUGAACAUGUGUUGAAGAUAUAACUUUUUGGGACUUCUGAAAAGUUUGAUAGCAUUUUACUAAAUAAGAGUUGGAGGUGGUGUGAUUCUGAGAGACAAUAGCCUUGUUAGGUUGAUGUGGUGACAAAACGAUAUGAUCACUUUAAUCAUGGUAAUUCAAUAGAUGCAUAUGAAAUGGAGACGUCAUAAAUUUGACACAAAAUAAAAUAUAUAUUUAUUGAUGAGGGCUAGUUUCUGUCUGUCUGUUUUGGCCGUUUAAUAACAUUUCUAUGGAAACUCAGCAUUUCAAUGCAACAGUUUGGGUUUGUCUGUAUUCUGCCAUGACUUUGCUGUUGUUGGUAGAGAAUGCUGAUAUGAAUGUCUCGUAUGCUUGUACUUUUGUACUUUCCAACAUAAUAAAGUAUUGUGGGAAGUUUGACUUUA